AUGCGUCGUCACCGGAGAGAGGGCAAAGAGCGAUGGGUUUGCUCGCCCAACCACCACAUCUUUCCACUCCUCUGCCGCCGUCGUUGGAAGAACCCAGAACCGAGUCGGACGCAUCGCUCUCCUUUUCGAACACAGCAUCCAAUCGGGCGACUCUCUCUCCCUCUAGAUUCCAGAUCCGGCUCCAUGCAACUCCCUUGUGCGGCGGCUCUCUCUUCCUCUCGAGGUCAGAUUCGGCGAGAUGCAGUCUCCCACCCGCAACGCUUCUCAGUCAGUCUAGAUGGCGGCGAGUGGGAGGGCUACGACGAGAUGGCGGCGGGAUGGUUGCCGGAGAUCUGGAUCAAGAGAGGAGGCACCCGGAUUUCUUGA
Messenger RNA from Linum trigynum, 366 nucleotides. The record is from the annotation of a GenBank genome assembly. Lineage: Eukaryota; Viridiplantae; Streptophyta; Magnoliopsida; Malpighiales; Linaceae.